AAUGCCAGACCCUGUUGAUACGUGUCUACUGAAUGCCAGUCCCUGUUGAUACGUGUCUACUGAAUGCCAGUCCCUGUUGAUACGUGUCUACUGAAUGCCAGUCCCUGUUGAUACGUGUCUACUGAAUGCCAGUCCCUGUUGAUACGUGUCUACUGAAUGCCAGUCCCUGUUGAUACGUGUCUACUGAAUGCCAGUCCCUGUUGAUACGUGUCUACUGAAUGCCAGUCCCUGUUGAUACGUGUCUACUGAAUGCCAGUCCCUGUUGAUACGUGUCUACUGAAUGCCAGGUCAUAUUAAUGUGUAACCCUUAUCCAUCUGUUCUCUCUUCAGACAUGAUUACAGAGAGAUGCUGCACAACUCUACCUUCUGUCUGGUUCCCAGAGGACGACGCCUGGGGUCUUUCCGCUUCCUGGAAGCACUGCAGGCUGCCUGUGUACCUGUGAUACUCAGUAACGGCUGGGAGAUGCCCUUCUCAGAGAUCAUCCACUGGAACACAGCAGCUGUGAUCGGGGACGAACGACUGCUACUGCAGAUUCCGUCUACGGUGCGUUCAAUUCACCAGGACAACAUCCUGUCUCUCAGACAGCAGACCCAGUUCCUGUGGGAGGCCUACUUCUCCUCUGUAGAGAGGAUAGUACUCACAACACUAGAGAUCAUCCAUGACCGGGUGCUCCAGCAUGCAGCCCGUAGUAACCUGAUGUGGAACAGUCUUCCUGGAGGUCUCUACUCCCUGCCUCAGUACUCCUCAUACCUGGGAGACUUCCCUUUCCACUAUGCCAAGCUAGGUAUCAAGCCUCGUCCCGAGUUCACGGCGAUCAUCCAUGCUGUGACUCCCCUGGUUUCCCAGUCUCAGCCCAUCCUCAAGCUACUGCUGGCUGUCGCCAAGUCCCAGUACUGUGUCCAGGUAGAUUAACUAACUCACAUCUCAACACUGUGUCCAGGUGGACUAACUAACUCACAUCUCAACACUGUGUCCAGGUAGAUUAACUAACUCACAUCUCAACACUGUGUCCAGGUAGACUAACUAACUCACAUCUCAACACUGUGUCCAGGUAGACUAACUAACUCACAUCUCAACACUGUGUCCAGGUAGACUAACUAACUCACAUCUCAACACUGUGUCCAGGUAGACUAACUAACUCACAUCUCAACACUGUGUCCAGGUAGACUAACUAACUCACAUCUCAACACUGUGUCCAGGUGGACUAACUAACUCACAUCUCAACACUGUGUCCAGGUAGACUAACUAACUCACAUCUCAACACUGUGUCCAGGUGGACUAACUAACUCACAUCUCAACACUGUGUCCAGGUAGAUUAACUAACUCACAUCUCAACACUGUGUCCAGGUGGACUAACUAACUCACAUCUCAACACUGUGUCCAGGUAGAUUAACUAACUCACAUCUCAACACUGUGUCCAGGUAGACUAACUAACUCACAUCUCAACACUGUGUCCAGGUAGAUUAACUAACUCACAUCUCAACACUGUGUCCAGGUAGAUUAACUAACUAACUCACAUCUCAACACUGUGUCCAGGUAGAUUAACUAACUCACAUCUCAACACUGUGUCCAGGUAGAUUAACUAACUAACUCACAUCUCAACACUGUGUCCAGGUAGAUUAACUAACUCACAUCUCAACACUGUGUCCAGGUAGACUAACUAACUCACAUCUCAACACUGUGUCCAGGUAGAUUAACUAACUCACAUCUCAACACUGUGUCCAGGUAGAUUAACUAACUAACUCACAUCUCAACACUGUGUCCAGGUGGACUAACUAACUCACAUCUCAACACUGUGUCCAGGUGGACUAACUAACUCACAUCUCAACACUGUGUCCAGGUAGAUUAACUAACUCACAUCUCAACACUGUGUCCAGGUAGACUAACUAACUAACUCACAUCUCAACACUGUGUCCAGGUAGAUUAACUAACUCACAUCUCAACACUGUGUCCAGGUAGAUUAACUAACUCACAUCUCAACACUGUGUCCAGGUAGAUUAACUAACUCACAUCUCAACACUGUGUCCAGGUAGAUUAACUAACUAACUCACAUCUCAACACUGUGUCCAGGUAGAUUAACUAACUCACAUCUCAACACUGUGUCCAGGUAGAUUAACUAACUAACUCACAUCUCAACACUGUGUCCAGGUAGAUUAACUAACUCACAUCUCAACACUGUGUCCAGGUAGACUAACUAACUCACAUCUCAACACUGUGUCCAGGUAGAUUAACUAACUCACAUCUCAACACUGUGUCCAGGUAGAUUAACUAACUAACUCACAUCUCAACACUGUGUCCAGGUGGACUAACUAACUCACAUCUCAACACUGUGUCCAGGUGGACUAACUAACUCACAUCUCAACACUGUGUCCAGGUAGAUUAACUAACUCACAUCUCAACACUGUGUCCAGGUGGACUAACUAACUCACAUCUCAACACUGUGUCCAGGUAGAUUAACUAACUCACAUCUCAACACUGUGUCCAGGUAGACUAACUAACUCACAUCUCAACACUGUGUCCAGGUAGAUUAACUAACUAACUCACAUCUCAACACUGUGUCCAGGUAGAUUAACUAACUCACAUCUCAACACUGUGUCCAGGUAGAUUAACUAACUCACAUCUCAACACUGUGUCCAGGUAGAUUAACUAACUCACAUCUCAACACUGUGUCCAGGUAGACUAACUAACUCACAUCUCAACACUGUGUCCAGGUAGACUAACUAACUAACUCACAUCUCAACACUGUGUCCAGGUAGAUUAACUAACUCACAUCUCAACACUGUGUCCAUGUAGACUAACUAACUCACAUCUCAACACUGUGUCCAUGUAGACUAACUAACUCACAUCUCAACACUGUGUCCAGGUAGACUAACUAACUAACUCACAUCUCAACACUGUGUCCAGGUAGACUAACUAACUCACAUCUCAACACUGUGUCCAGGUAGAUUAACUAACUAACUCACAUCUCAACACUGUGUCCAGGUAGAUUAACUAACUAACUCACAUCUCAACACUGUGUCCAGGUAGACUAACUAACUAACUCACAUCUCAACACUGUGUCCAGGUAGACUCACUAACUCACAUCUCAACACUGUGUCCAGGUAGAUUAACUAACUAACUCACAUCUCAACACUGUGUCCAGGUAGAUUAACUAACUCACAUCUCAACACUGUGUCCAGGUAGAUUAACUAUCUAACUCACAUCUCAACACUGUGUCCAGGUAGACUAACUAACUCACAUCUCAACACUGUGUCCAGGUAGAUUAACUAACUCACAUCUCAACACUGUGUCCAGGUAGACUAACUAACUCACAUCUCAACACUGUGUCCAGGUAGACUAACUAACUAACGCAC
Messenger RNA from Salvelinus fontinalis (brook trout), 3354 nucleotides. RefSeq names its product exostosin-1b-like. NCBI's taxonomy places the organism in Eukaryota, Metazoa, Chordata, Actinopteri, Salmoniformes, Salmonidae. Gene Ontology annotation, cellular component: Golgi apparatus. Bases 347 to 913 code for a protein of 188 amino acids. The transcript has 5 exons. Gene Ontology annotation, molecular function: glucuronosyltransferase activity; acetylglucosaminyltransferase activity. The record is from RefSeq and is a predicted model, not a curated record.